Phragmites australis (common reed) is the source of this 2720-nucleotide messenger RNA. Its product is annotated as probable 1-deoxy-D-xylulose-5-phosphate synthase 2, chloroplastic. NCBI's taxonomy places the organism in Eukaryota, Viridiplantae, Streptophyta, Magnoliopsida, Poales, Poaceae. The record is from RefSeq and is a predicted model, not a curated record. The transcript is spliced from 4 exons. Gene Ontology annotation, biological process: terpenoid biosynthetic process. The coding region runs from base 148 to 2298 and encodes 716 amino acids. Gene Ontology annotation, molecular function: 1-deoxy-D-xylulose-5-phosphate synthase activity.
UCCUCCUCUCAGCGUGGCGUCGCCGUCGCGAGCUAAUCGAGCUUCGAUUCUAACGAUUUGAAGCAGUUAACCAGCAAUCGCAACUGCAACAAGCGACCACAACGUGCGGUGCCUUGCACACGUUAGCUAGACUAUUCACCGUCUCCAAUGGCGCUCCAGGCAUCGACGCCGUCCGCGUUCCGCGCAGUCCCGCCCACCAACGCCCACGCCUCUUGCCGGCGGCAGUUCCAGGUGCAGGCGAGCGCGGCGGCCGCGAGCACCGGCGGCGGCAGCGUCAACGGUGAUGGGAAGAUGAUGAUCAGGAAGGAGCCGACUACUGGCGCAUGGAAGAUCGAGUACUCCGGCGAGAAGCCGGCGACGCCGCUGCUCGACACCGUCAAUUACCCCAUCCACAUGAAGAACUUCUCUACCACGGAGCUGGAGCAGCUAGCGGCGGAGCUCCGUGCAGAGAUCGUGCACACCGUGUCCAAGACCGGCGGUCACCUGAGCUCGAGCCUGGGCGUGGUGGAGCUGGCCGUGGCGCUGCACCACGUGUUCGACACGCCCGAGGACAAGAUAAUCUGGGACGUCGGGCACCAGGCGUACCCGCACAAGAUCCUUACGGGGAGGCGGUCGCGGAUGCACACCAUCCGGCAGACCUCCGGGCUGGCAGGCUUCCCGAAACGCGACGAGAGCGCGCACGACGCGUUCGGGGCCGGACAUAGCUCCACCAGCAUCUCGGCGGCGCUGGGCAUGGCCGUGGCGCGCGACCUCUUGGGCCGCAAGAACCACGUCAUCUCCGUCAUCGGCGACGGCGCCAUGACCGCCGGCCAGGCCUACGAGGCCAUGAACAACUCCGGGUACCUCGACUCCAACAUGAUCGUGGUCCUCAACGACAACAAGCAGGUGUCCCUCCCCACCGCCACCCUCGACGGACCGUCCAAGCCCGUCGGCGCGCUCAGCCGGUCUCUCACCAAGCUCCAGUCGAGCACCAAGUUCCGCCGCCUCCGCGAGACCGCCAAGUCCGUCACUAAGCAGAUCGGCGGAUCGACGCACGAGGUCGCCGCCAAGGUGGACGAGUACGCGCGCGGCAUGAUCAGCGCCUCGGGCGCGUCUCUGUUCGAGGAGCUUGGACUCUACUACAUCGGCCCCGUCGACGGCCACAACGUGGAGGACCUCGUCGCCAUCUUCGAGAAGGUCAAGUCGAUGCCAGCGCCGGGGCCCGUGCUCAUCCACAUCGUGACGGAGAAGGGGAAGGGGUACCCGCCGGCGGAGGCAGCGGCCGACAGGAUGCACGGCGUGGUCAAGUUCGACCCGACGACGGGGAAGCAGUUCAAGGCUAAGGCCCCGACGCUAUCGUACACGCAGUACUUCGCCGAGUCGCUGAUCCGGGAGGCGGAGUCCGACGACAAGGUGGUGGCCAUCCACGCGGCCAUGGGCGGCGGCACGGGGCUCAAUUACUUCCAGAAGCGGUUCCCGGACCGGUGCUUCGACGUGGGCAUCGCGGAGCAGCACGCGGUGACGUUUGCCGCGGGGCUCGCUGCCGAGGGGCUCAAGCCGUUCUGCGCCAUCUACUCCUCCUUCCUGCAGCGCGGCUACGACCAGGUGGUGCACGACGUCGACCUGCAGCGCCUCCCGGUGCGGUUCGCGCUCGACCGCGCGGGCCUCGUCGGCGCCGACGGACCCACGCACUGCGGCGCCUUCGACGUCACCUACAUGGCCUGCCUCCCCAACAUGGUCGUCAUGGCGCCCGCCGACGAGGCCGAGCUAAUGCACAUGGUGGCUACCGCCGCCGCCAUCGACGACCGCCCCAGUUGCUUCCGUUUCCCUCGCGGCAACGGCAUUGGCGCCGUCCUCCCUGCCGGCAACAAGGGCACGCCCCUUGAGAUCGGCAAGGGGAGGGUGCUCGUCCGAGGCACCCGGGUGGCGCUCCUCGGGUACGGCACGAUAGUGCAAGCGUGCCUGAAGGCGGCCGAGGCGCUCAAGGAGCACGACAUCUACGUGACCGUUGCCGACGCCCGGUUCUGCAAGCCGCUCGACACGGAACUCAUCCGGGAGCUCGCCGCCGAGCACGAGGUUCUCAUCACCGCCGAGGAGGGAUCCAUCGGAGGUUUCGGUUCCCACGUCGCCCACUACCUCAGCCUCAGCGGCCUCCUCGACGGGCCCCUCAAACUGAGAUCCAUGUUCCUGCCGGACAGGUACAUCGACCACGGCGCACCCCAGGACCAGAUCGAGGAGGCUGGGCUGACGCCGCGGCACAUCGCCGCCACGGUGCUGUCCCUGCUGGGGAGGCCAUUGGAGGCCCUGCAGCUCAAGUGAAUCAUCAUUCAUUCAUCACCUUGCACACAUCAUCAACAACAGAUAAAUAAAGCUAAGGAAGGAGAUCAAUGUCCCUGACCUAGUUAACCACAGUCACAUGCAGCAAGCUAGCUAGUAGCAGUACUAGGUAGAAGAAGAUGCCAAGGCCAUAUGUGUAUGUGAUUCUUGGAAUGUUCCAAUGCUUCCAGACGCAUGAGGGUAAGGGGUUGCACAAGGUGGUGAAGUGAGAGCAGGAGCAUGGCCUUGCUUGAUUCCUUUAGCAGGUGGAUGUCUUUCUCUCAGCUGAUCUUGUCAGUGACAUGGGUAUGCAUGGCUCCACAUGCCCGUUUGUUAGUUUUGUAUAGAUGAGAUGGCAAGUAUUGAUUUAAAAAAAUUAAUGUAAUAUCAGUGCUUUAUACAUAAACAAAGAAGAAGAUGAUCAU